Messenger RNA from Blepharisma stoltei, 738 nucleotides. NCBI's taxonomy places the organism in Eukaryota, Ciliophora, Heterotrichea, Heterotrichida, Blepharismidae. The record is from the annotation of a GenBank genome assembly.
AUGGAAAGCACGCACAUAGAAGUUCACAAUGGAAGCAUCCUCAAAAAAGCUAAUCACGUCAGAUUUGUAUGCAUUUCAGACACGCAUGAUUAUACUGAUAAUUUGAUUUUGCCUGAUGGAGAUGUCUUGAUACAUGCAGGAGACUUUACACUAGAAGGGAAUUAUAUGGAAGUUGCCAAAUUUAAUCAUUUUUUAUCAAAACAAAAACAUAAAUAUAAAAUUGUAAUAGCUGGAAAUCAUGACUUUUCUUUUGAUAGUAAUAAAUAUAAUGAACUUUUACAGUUGCAUGAACUUCCUUAUCAAGCAAGCUCAAAGGAAAUAAAAAGUUUAUUAAAAAACUGCAUUUAUUUAGAAGAUUCAUAUGUAAGAAUUUAUGGCUAUAAAAUAUAUGGAUCUCCAUGGACAAAAGAGCAUUAUCCUGGAGCUUUUACAAUAGCAAGUAGCAGUGAAAUACAAAGAAAAUGGAUGAUGAUUCCUGAUAAUACUGAUAUUUUAGUCACUCAUUCGCCUUCAUAUAUGACCUUAGAUUUAACGAUAAAGUAUCAUAAUGCAGGCUGUCAAUAUCUAGCUGAAGAGCUUCUUAGAGUCCGUCCUAAAGUUCAUAUUUUUGGCCAUAUUCAUGAAUCUUCUGGAUGAAUUGAAAACAGAGGAAUUACUUCGAUAAAUGCAGCAGUGUGCAAUCGAAGAUAUCAGCCAAACAACCCUGCUAAAAUUUUCGAUCUACCAAGGCUUGGCUAA